Micromonas commoda is the source of this 693-nucleotide messenger RNA. RefSeq lists its product with no specific name. The record is from RefSeq and is a predicted model, not a curated record. NCBI's taxonomy places the organism in Eukaryota, Viridiplantae, Chlorophyta, Mamiellophyceae, Mamiellales, Mamiellaceae. The transcript has a single exon. The annotation marks the transcript as partial.
GACGACGAGACCCUCCUGAAGGAGUUCUUCGCGGAUGUCUCCGAUGCGUCGAGGGACGCCGAAGUUGAACGGAUCCUGGCGUGUUUUAAGCUCAACCCCUACGAGCAUCUCAACGUGAGGUUUGACGCCGGCGAGGAUACAAUCAAGCGAGCGUUCCGCAAGGUCAGCCUGUUGGUUCACCCGGAUAAGUGCAAGCAUCCGAGCGCUAAGGCGGCGUUUGACGCUAUCGGUCAGGCUCAGACGCUGCUGGGGAAGGAGGAGGUGAAGAGGGAGCUGGACUUCAACCUCACCCGAGCAAAGGAGUCGGUGAUCAAGGCGUGGAGGAAGGAGACCCGCAACGAUGUGGUGCUGAGGGUUAGGUACAACGGAGACAGGGACGCGCAGCUCGCCGACUUUUUGGAGAGCGAUGAGUUCCACGAGCGGUGGAAGCUGGAGGGUAGGAAAAACAUCGUAGACUUAGAGUGGCGGCGGCGCAAGCUCACCCUUCGCAUCGCAGCAGAGGAGGAACGCGUGGAGAAGGAGGAGAAGGAGGAGGCGGCCGAGCGCAAGAAGCAGUCAAAGGCUCAGAAGAACUGGGACGAGGAGAAAGCGCGGGAGGGUCGCGUCGGCGGUUGGAGGGACUUCACCAGCAAGAAAAAGGCGAAACGGCAGAAGGUGGCUGGCGAGUUCAAGGCACCCACGCUCAAAAAGGAA